Messenger RNA from Cherax quadricarinatus, 2349 nucleotides. The record is from RefSeq and is a predicted model, not a curated record. Lineage: Eukaryota; Metazoa; Arthropoda; Malacostraca; Decapoda; Parastacidae.
GUGGAGGCGUGUGUACAUAGUUUGUUAGUGCGCAUGUGUAGUGUUGGUGUUAUGGUGAAGCUGACAGGGUAUAGUGAAGCUGACACUACCAGGGUAUAGUGAAGCUGACACUACCAGGGUAUAGUGAAGCUGACACUACCAGGGUAUAGUGAAGCUGACACUACCAGGGUAUAGUGAAGCUGACACUACCAGGGUAUAGUGAUGCUGACACUACCAGUGUAUAGUGAACCCACUGACAACCUUGUAUAAUGAAGCCUCUAUGACACCAUAGUACAGUGAAGCACAUAUGACACCAUAGUACAGUGAAGCACAUAUGACACCAUGAUACAGUGAAACCUUUAUGACACCAUGGUAUAGUGAAGCCUCUUAACACCAUGGUAUAGUGAAGCCUGUAUGACACCAUGGCAGAGAGAAGAGUGUCAGCCUCACCCACCAGGAUACCAGACUAUUACACGAAGGAAGCACAAGAGAAAUCCUUGCUGGAGAAUCACAGGCAGAUGUCUAAAGGACCAGGGCUCAUCCUGCGCCGGAUCCUCUUGGCUGUGUGUAUUAUCCAAGUCGUUAUUACUGGUUACCUAGCCCUCUGCAUAUUCAAUUCUGCAUAUUCUACUGUUAAAGAACUUAAAAGUUUCCCACAACUGCAGUCUAAACGAAAGGGUGAAAACAACCAUGAAGGUGAUGACAAAAAGGCUCUUCAUUUUGAUAUUGGGGAAAAUCAAGCUGCUAUAGUUCUAGCACAACAAGAAAUGAAACCUCAUGUAGUUCAGGGAAUGGAGGUCAAAUGGGAUGAUAUACCUGCCAAGAAAGCACCUGUCCUUGUAAACCUGCCUGUGGUGGAGGUAUGGAGUAAAGCUGCUGUGGGCACAUACCUAUGGCAGCAUGUCUUGGAGGGCCGAGAGAGCUUGGACGAGACAAUACCAGGAGCCACUAUUGGUGAACUAAGGAUGCCAGCAUUUGUUCUCAGAUAUAGAUCAGGUCCUGGAAUCAUUACAGAUACUGUGCCACAUGAUGUGAAGAAUUUGGUAUUAGUUGUAAAUGGCCGCACCGAAGAGAAAGUGAAAGACGCAAGACACUGGCUUGACUAUAUACAGUCAUGGGAAACUCCACCUGUCACUAUAUUGGUCAUGUUGGGGAAUGAGAAAUGCGAAAAUAUGUGGGUAGAUAAUUACUUGGUUCCUAAAGGCCCUGUGGUAGCUGUUUUGUUGACAUAUGAUGACCCUCGUGUGGAUCAAACGACCUUCUAUCAGUGGCCUCUUGGUGUUGCUACGUACAGACAAUUUCCAGUCAUUGGUGAUGAGCAAAUUUCCCCAGAGAAUCCUAGAAAGUUUGUGUGUAACCUUAAGGUAACACUUCAUGCUAAUUCAAGCAGAAUCGAGCUUCACAAAUUUAUGAAGAAUGAUCCCUUUGCAUCUAGUCAUUGUCUCAUCAGUGUAAGGGAGAGGUAAGCCGAGUUAGCAAUCAGCAUGGGUAUAUAAGACCAGGGUAUGCAUUCAUAAGUCUCUUGUAUUGCAUUUAUAAUGCUAUGAAAACUAACGUUCAAAGUGUCAUAAACUAAUCUUGUAGAGUUAAGUGUGCUAUAUUUUCUAAAAUGAUAGAUAACACUUUUUUUUUGCAUGGUUAAUUUUUUGUGCAUUUCUUUUAAGUGUUUUGGACCUAAGAAUAAAUCUUCACAUAAGAGCUCACUACACUUAUAACAAACAUAUUCAGUACCAAAAAUAAUUGCAUUUGAUGAAGAAAGAGCCAAGAAAAAAUAUAAAAUAUUGUCAUGUGAGGUUCUGAGGAGAAACUCUACCCUGUCAUUGUAGUCAUUCUAUAUUACUUUGGAGUUGCAUAUAUAGUGGAACCUCUACUUGUGAGCGCAUCCACAUGCGAGUUUUUCCAAAUACGAGCAGUCAAUGGUUUGAUUUUUUGCUUCCAUACGCGAGCGAAAUUUCCAUAAGCUAGCAGACCUCAAGGGAGGUUCCUUGAUGCUGGUGAGGGGCUCUUGCCCUUGAUCUAGGGAAUUGGAUCUCAUUUGUUUGUUGGACUAUCUUAUUGAAACUUGGGCAAUGUAUGAUGGAAAGAUGCUUCUUAACGUACACCAAAAAUGAAAGAAAUCGGAGCAUAAAUAAUGGAGUUCACUUCUCAGCAGUAUUUUUGUAUGAUUUUUAUGGUUGUAUUCUCAUUUUUUGGUCUCAUUUGAUAGAAUGGAAGAUAUAUUACAGAAAUAGAUAUGAUUUUGAUUGCUUUCACGACGAAAAGUACCUUGAAAUUGAGCUCACCAUAGGAGAAAUGUUCGAUUGUUUUGGCUAUGUUCAAGAGUAAACAAAUAUGCAGUCGUGAAUGGGUUGACAUUAUUUAUACAAUUAU